Gigantopelta aegis is the source of this 3140-nucleotide messenger RNA. Its product is annotated as major facilitator superfamily domain-containing protein 1-like. The transcript is spliced from 13 exons. Gene Ontology annotation, biological process: transmembrane transport. The record is from RefSeq and is a predicted model, not a curated record. The coding region runs from base 106 to 1587 and encodes 493 amino acids. NCBI's taxonomy places the organism in Eukaryota, Metazoa, Mollusca, Gastropoda, Neomphalida, Peltospiridae. Gene Ontology annotation, molecular function: transmembrane transporter activity.
GGAAGUUCCGUCGUUGGCCGAGGUAUUCCGAAUGGUUUUCAUUAGCGGGCGGAAUAUGUCGAUUAAUACUGAAAGUCAGUCAAGUAAUCUCUUACGAUUGUGAAAAUGGCGAUUUUAGAUGUUAACCAUUUUGGCUUUCGGUUUGUGAUCCUCUUCUUCAACUGUAUGCUCACGUUUGGGUCUUACUUUUGUUUUGAUAUGCCCAGCGUUUUACAAGACCAGUUUACAGAGCACAAUAACUGUACAAAUGGAACUGAAGAUUAUGAAAUAGGGAAUGAGACAUACCACUGCAACAACUGCACUGACUGUCUUGGGAUGACCCCAGACAACUACAACCUCCUUUAUGCCAUAUAUGCCUGGACCAAUGCUGUUGUUGUCAUUGGUGCAGGUUUUCUCAUUGAUAAGGUUGGAAAUAGAGUUGGUGUGUUUCUUUUCUCCUCUUUGUGUGUGUUGGGGUCCUGUGUGUUUGCUGUUGGUUGCAUGAUGAAGGGAACGUCAGCCAUGUUACCACUCAUGCUUGUUGGAAGGCUUAUUUUUGGCUCAGGAAAUGGAUCACUAACCAUUGUCCAGAACAAGAUAACAGCUUUCUGGUUUCGGAACAAAGAGCUUGCCAUGGCCUUUGGUAUCACACUCUGCUUUUCCCGGGCUGGAAGUGUGUUGAACUUCUUUUUCACUGAAAGUUUUUCUCAAGUUUAUGGACUAAACUGGACCUUGUGGGCAGGUGCGAUGCUUUGUGGUUUGGGUUUUGCAUCGGCCAUUAUUCUCAGCUUUCUAGACAUACAUGGAGUUAAACAGCUUGGUGAUGAUGCAGCCAUUAAAUCAGAGUCGAAAAAAUUGAAAUUCACUCACAUCCGACAUUUCUCACUUGCAUUUUGGCUGGUGGUUUUGUCCAUCAUGUUUUUCUACAACGGAGUCUUCCCAUUUGUUGCUGAUGCCAGUAAAUUUAUUCAGUACAAAUAUGGUUUUGAUGACAAAACAUCGUCUUACAUUGCUGGAGCUGUGUAUGAUGUGUCCUUGGUGUUGUCUCCAUUCUUGGGUGCAUUCAUAGAUAUUGUUGGAAAGCGUGGGUAUCUUGCUUCAUUCUGUGCUUUAAUGACAAUUCCAGUAUUUGGCAUUUUGGCAUUCUCCAAUGUGUAUCCUGCAGUUGCCACAGUCUGGCUGGGUAUCACCUAUUCCGUUGCAGCAGCAAGCAUGUGGCCAACUAUUCCGCUGGUCGUAGCCCAAGCUACAGUGGGUACAGCAAUGGGUCUGACAACAUCUGUCCAGAUGAUUGGCAUAGGCAUUUCUAAUCUGAUUGUCGGGCAAAUUCUUGGAAAGAGUCAGCACUUGGAGAAAGAGGAAGGCCUUAAGAGGUGGAAGUAUGUUAUGAUAUUCCUCCUUGCCAAUGUUCUAGCGUGUGUGGCGACAACAGUGGCACUUAGUAUCAAUGACAAGAGAACGAAUGGCAUUCUAAAUAUUAGUAAAGUAGAGAAAACACAGCGAGCUUUGCAGGAGGAAGAAACUAUUACUACAACAGAUGAAAAAUACGACUCGGACCAUGAAGAUGAUCCACUUUUACCUUCAAGGAAGAGACAUACAGUCAACUAGCUGGGUGGGAGGGAUCACCUCCUUAUAUAAUUGUUCUCCAUUGGCAAUAAAAUUGAUAUGUAAAAAAAGAAAAACUUUCAGAUUGUAUAUCAAGCAAGUUGCUUUGUACAGGGUCUGUAUCGUAACUAUUGCAGUUUCAUACUAAAGGUUAUGAGAAUGAAGAAUCAGAUAAAAAAUGUCUCGUUUCCUUUGAACUCUCAGUGAUUCAAAGUAAUAUAUCAAACAUGAUAAUCUCAUAAAUCAUAAGCAUGUUCAUCAGUUUUUAAGAACAUUUAAUAAUAUGAUCUGAAUCUUUGCCCCAACUAAGUAAUGUAUUUGAUUUGAUUAAGUGUGUGCCUUAAAUAACAAUUUGGGUUUGAUUAAUGUUUCACAGUUAGGGGAGAAUGGCACCUUGAUAGAAACAAGAAACUGUGAAUAUAUUCCAACUUCUAGUUAUGAUCUUUGUAAAUACAAUUUUUGUGCAUUAUGCAGUUUCCUUUGUGAACUGAUUGGAAAUGAUUAAUAACAUAAAACUUAUUAUUUUGAUGAGUUUCAUUUGCAUCAAUUCAAUACAUGUAUAUUAUGUUGGUUUAUUUUUUUACAUUUAAUACUUUGCAUCUACAUGGGUGGAAAACAAAGUCAAACUUGCAGUCUUUUUGCUUUAACAGGCAUCAAAUCAAAUUGCUAUGAAUUAUAUUUUAAGAUAUUAAACAAUGGCAACCUUUUGUAGAACCUUUACUUAAAAGCUGUGCAUGUAGACAUUGAUGAAAAUGAAAUGAAAUAUUGUUUGUAACUUGUUGAGUAUUUUGUAUCACUCAGGAAUGCUUUGAAAGCUAAAUUAUUUAUAUUUAUUGUCUCGAUUUUACAAAGUAAACAGACGCGAUAUAGUUAUUAUUUUUCCAAUGGCGACGGUGUCUACUUUUGUGUUAAAGUUUCAUGUUUAGAUGGGGUUUUUUCACAAACUAUAAUUCCUAGAUCAGUAAAACUUUGUUUAUAUGGAUGUUCAUUAAAGUGCUCUGAAAAAGUUUAUGGUAGACAAGAUAUUUAAUUUGAUGGAAUUCUUGUUUCUGUGUUAAAUAUCAGUCCAUGUUUAGAUGAAAAACUGUUUAUAUGAAUGUGGUUUCAUUAUAUUUGUUUUACAUUCCUAUAUUAAAUGCUGUAAUGAGCAUACAAGAAAAUAGUAUGGUGUUAAAAACGGGUUGUUUUUGUUUGGGUUUUUUUUCUUCCCUCCUUAUAACUCCUCUGCAGUAUGUGUAAUAUAUGCAUUAAAGUUUUCUGAAUGUCCAACACAAGAUGGUAAACCCAAACCUAGAUAUUUGUUUCUUAAAAACUCCUUGCAUUACAUUAUUUAGUACCACACUACUUGUGUCAUUAUAAUGAAUAUGAUUAAUGACACCCCAACAUGAACAGGGAGUUGGGGGUGGAAUCAGCUUUUGGGUAGUGUGAUUUUCAAUACAAUGGUAAACUUCUCAAAUAUUUUCCUACUUAGUUUUCAUAUUUGUUUUGUUUUUUUCACCAGAAAUGUUUGUGUAUUUUGUUCAUAUUUUUGUAACAAAGAUUAAAAAUCUGAUUUA